AUGAGUGAUCUCAAAGAAGCUAUUCAGCUCAUCGAUGAGAACAAACAAUUCAAUCCCUCGACAUUGAACUAUUUCACGAAGUGCCUUGGGGAUAAAAAUGUUGGAGUAAAGUAUCAUGUCAUAUCUGUUUUUGGAUCGCAAUCAAGUGGUAAAUCGACGUUAUUGAAUAAAUUGUUCGAUACAAAAUUCGAUACCAUGGAUGCACAGGUUAAACGACAACAGACUACUAGAGGUAUUUGGUUAUCCCAUUCUGCCAAUAUAUACAGCUCUGGAGCUGCCAACCAAUCCAUUCCUGAUUUCUUUGUUUUGGAUGUCGAAGGUUCGGAUGGUGCGGAGAGAGGUGAGGAUCAAGACUUUGAAAGGAAAGCUGCUCUAUUUGCAUUAUCAGUGUCCGAGGUUCUAAUCGUGAAUAUGUGGGAAAACCAGGUCGGGCUAUACCAGGGGAAUAACAUGGGGUUGUUGAAAACGGUUUUCGAGGUGAAUCUUUCGUUAUUUGGCAAGAAUGAAAAUCGUCACAAGGUAGCAUUGCUGUUUGUCAUUAGAGAUUUUACCGGCCAAACACCAUUGGAAAGUUUAGAAGCCAGUCUUGUCCUGGAAUUAGAAAAAAUGUGGUCACAGCUAAGUAAGCCUGAAGGUUGUGAAGAUACAUCUUUCCAUGAUUUUUUCGUUCCAAAUUUCUUCGGUUUGGGCCACAAGGUCUUCCAACCUGAACAGUUUGAUAAUGAUGUGAAGAGUUUGGGUGACUUGUUCGUUGACCAAGAUGCCUCUUUCUUCAAAGAUGAAUACCAUACUCACUUGCCAUUGGAUGGAUGGUCUCUUUAUGCAGAAAACUGCUGGGAACAAAUUGAGAAUAACAAAGAUCUUGAUUUGCCGACCCAGCAGAUUCUCGUAGCUAGAUUCAAAACCGACGAGAUUGCAGCAGCAGCAUACAACAAAUUUUUGAAUGACUAUCAAUCACAGGUCACUGACUCCUUGGAUGGGAAAGAACUUGCAACAGUACUAAAAACAUUACAAUCAACCUGUAUUGAUGUCGACUAUGACCCUUUCGCCUCACGUUACGCGAAGAAAGUGUAUGAAGAACGUAGAGAUGAUUUGAUCAAACAAUUAAAUACGAUAAUCGACGAAACGAUAACGAAUUUCGUUACAAGAACUACUUCAUCCCUCAUUGAAACUUUCCACAAGAAUGCAAGAGAUAGAAGUUUGAAGGGGCCAUUCAAGCUGAAAAUACAAUCAGCUCUCGAGAAAGCAUCAAGGACGUUCAAAACAAACCUUGCUCCAUUUUCAGAACUUGAAUUAUUAUCUUCCAUGGAUGCAUAUAUCUCUAAAUUCGAAGCUCGCGUCAAUACCGAGGUUGCUGAUCUUCAGGAGCGUGAACUUAAUGCGAUAGUAGCGAGGUUCAAUAAGGGUCUAACUAUCAAACUCAAGGAUACCAUACUUCAUCUACUUGCUAAACCUACUAUCAAUGUAUGGGAUGACGUUAUGAAAGAAUUCACUAGUUUCUUAGAUGGUAGUUUGAAGAAGUACACUAAUGAAGACGGUAAAAUAGAUUUCCAAACUGGAGCCACUACUGAUGCGAAUGACAAAACAGAGCACACAUUAAAAAGAAAUGCUUGGUCAUUUUUAGAUCAUACGGUUCAUGGGUAUUUGACUGAAGAUAAUGUUGUUGAUAUCAUGAGAAACGUUUUUAACGACAAAUUCAGAUACGAUGAUGACGGUAUGCCGAAAUUCUGGAAAAAUGAAGCAGAAGUAGAUGCUUCAUAUCGUUUGGCAAAAAGUCAGGCAUUGAGUGUAUUGGAUGCCCUUGCAAUUGUAAAGAACAAAGAUAAUGUGGAGAUACUCAUCCCUGAAGCUCUACUGGAAUCAGAUGGAGAUGGAUCCGAUUACGAGGAGAACGGCGGCCAAGAAGAAGAAGAAGCAGGGCUAUAUCAUCAACAAAGGUUUUCCCAUGUCCUUUCUGCAUUGCAAAAAGAUAAAAUUAUUACAAAAUUCAAGCAGUUCACAGAUUUGGUAAUAAUUGAAGCUAAAAGGUCUAUCGUAAACACAACCGAACGUAUCCCCUUGUAUAUGUAUGCACUAGUGGUUGCAUUGGGAUGGGGUAGAAUCAUUACUAUUCUCAGGAAUCCCGCUACGAUCAUCUUAUCGAUCAUUGUUCUUGCCGGAGCAUAUUUUGUUCACAAACUAAACUUAUGGGGUCCAUUACUACAAUUUGCCAACCAAGCCACAGGACAAGCAACUGCGGUAUUGAAACAAACUGUUCGAAGCUUGGUAGUGGAUGAGGAACCAAAGAGAAAGAUACUCGUCGAACCACAUGAGUCAGAAGGAGUAGACAAGGAACCUUCGAAAAAUGACCAGCAUUUAUAA
Messenger RNA from Kluyveromyces lactis, 2361 nucleotides. It is a transcript of the gene SEY1, whose product is annotated as dynamin-like GTPase SEY1. NCBI's taxonomy places the organism in Eukaryota, Fungi, Ascomycota, Saccharomycetes, Saccharomycetales, Saccharomycetaceae. The record is from RefSeq and is a predicted model, not a curated record. Gene Ontology annotation, biological process: endoplasmic reticulum membrane fusion. The coding region runs from base 1 to 2361 and encodes 786 amino acids. The transcript has a single exon. Gene Ontology annotation, molecular function: GTP binding; GTPase activity. Gene Ontology annotation, cellular component: endoplasmic reticulum.